GUCCACGGGAGGAGGAGGAGGAGUAAUCGGACACCGACCCCCAGAGCUGCUGCUGGCUGCUCAGAGUGAAGCGGAGCCCGGCGGCGGCGGCGGGUCGGUCAUUCUGUCAACCCCGCGGACAGCGAGCGGAGGAGCGGCGGAGCAGAGUGGGAGUCUCCGGUCUCCCUGCGGAACUUUCCCCGGCUUCAGCGCUCUCCCAUCGGCGGCUGCCGCUCCGCAGCGCUGCCUGGACGAAUAACGGAGUUGUAUGAAAGUGGGAGAAGUUGCGUUUCCGGCAGCCUGACAGCCCCCACGAUGAAGAAGAACAGCUCCGGGAAACGGGGUCCGGCGGACCCCGGCCAGCAGAACCCAGCGCCGGACAAAACGGGCUGGAUCAGGAAGUUCUGUGGGAAGGGGAUCUUCAGGGAGAUCUGGAAGAACCGCUUCGUGGUUCUGAAAGGAGACCAGCUGUUCAUCUGUGAGAAGGAGGUGAAGGAACUGGGUCGGGCCGACGAAGUUCUGGACCUGUCCGACUACGAACGCUGCGAAGAGAUCAGGAAGAACAAGAGCCGCAGCAAGAAGAACCACAGCAAGUUCAGACUGCAGCGCUGCAGCUCACCAGGGAACACGGUGCCCAACCAGGUGUUCCUGGCUGUCAGCCCGGAGGAGAAGGACUCCUGGAUCAACAUCCUGAACACGGCCAUCACCAGAGCCAAGAACCGGAUCCUGGAUGAGGUGAUGGUGGACGACUCCCAGCUGUCUCACCUGACCAGAGACAGAGUGAAGAUCCCUCACAACCGCCGGCUGCCCACCAGAGGCCACCUGCUGGCCGUAGCGUCCACCUCGUCCUCAGACGGGAUGCUGACCCUUGACCUCAUCCAGGAGGAGGACUCGGCGUCUCAUAAAGGCGUCGCCUCAGAACCGCCGGCCCGACCGGGUCCGGACUGUCCCAGGUCCCAGACGGACGGGUCGCUAGCGGACCGAAGCGCUGAGUCGUCCUCCAAGUCCCAGAGCCUUCCCUACGACACGGCCGUGUGGCAGAAGACGGGUCCGGCCCAGACCCCCCAGCCGGACCGGCGGCUUGGUGCUGUGGAGAAGAACCGCUGCGCCUCCAUGGACGAGAUCCUGAACCCGGACGCCAAGAACCAAACUCCGUCCGGAACCGGCAGAACCGCGGCACCGCUCGGCCGGCUACAGGAGCUCAUCGACCAGAAGCUGGAGCGGACGGAGCGGCUGCUGCUGGAGGUCCAGGCCGACGCCGAGCCGGGCGGAGCCAAGGGCGGGAAGCCGGCGCCGGACGGACCGCGGGCCGAGGCAGAGCGGCUCUUGAAGGAGGCGGCAGCCACCUGGACCCAGGCCCGGCAGGUUCUGGACGAGGUCCAGGAGCUGAAGGCGUUGUACCGCCAGCUGGAGCCCGGCUGCCUCAACAGCACCAAACCCAACCGUAAGAGCCUCAUGUGAACCGGCCAGACCAGAACCACAGUCCGGUCUGGACUCUGCUGGGUCCUAAAGACUUCCCAGGGGUUCCGAAGAGCAGAACCUCAUCAAUCCUGUCAGAAGUUCCUGUUCUGUUGGACCUGGCUGGGUCCCUGAAGCUCCGCCCACAAACACCUGAACAUCAGGUGUUCUCUCAGGUUCCUGUGCCUUCAGGAAGAACUUUGACCUGAGGUUCUGGUUGGACCGACUCCUGGGUGUGGACCCGUCUAAAGUACUGCUGUAAUAUAUGGAAAUGCUGCUUUUUACUGGGUUUUGAGCCGGUUCAGAAUCUCAAACCAGGAUCAGAACCAACAGACGGAUUUUGAGAGUUCUGGGAGGUUCUGAAGGAAACCAGCUGAUUUUUUUCUGCAGGGAAAAAAAAAGUUUCAGACGUUUUUAUUACAAAGUUGAUCAAAGUCAAUGUCUACGCAGAUGAUGUGGUUCUGUUGGCCAACAGUCCGAUUGGUGUAAGGCCCGGUUCCGGAGGAGUAGGUUCUGGUAGAGGAUGAAAUGAUCUGGAUCCACGGCCAGAUCGCAUCUCAGGUUCCAGUCCUGAGAUGCGGACCAGAACCAACAGAACCUGGUUCUGGACGGAGGCAGAUAGAAGUGGGUCAGGGGUUCUGCCUCAGUCAGGACUGGAUCAGGAGAAUCCUUCUCAUUACUGUGAAAAUCAUUCAGGUAUGGUGAUAGCAUUAGCAUUAGCAUUUCCCAUCAGCCACUUGAAUUUCAGGAUGAUGGCCGUUUUUCAAGAUGGCUGCUGCUUUUUACACCCUUUAAAUCAGUUAUUGCCAUGAAACUUUUCCCAUUUUCAUGACUUGGAUGAAUUUUUUGUGACAUCAUGUUUCGGUCGUCCGGUUCAUGAAACGUUAAAGUGAUAAGUUGCUGCCGUCAGAGCGCGGGGGACGUAAAACACGGGAAAUUUACAGGACAAUACGGGAGAACGGCGGCGGGAAAGAGGAGAAAAAUACAGCAGUUUCAAAACGGGAGACUGAAGAAGACUAGAGACAGUCAACUUAACGUUAGUGUUUUUUUUGUUUAGCAGUUUAGCGUUAGCUUAUAUUUAUGUUUUUAAUGCAUUUAGCAUUUGCUAGCAUAGCAUUUAGCAGUUGAGCAAUAGAAUCUGCUAAUUUUUUUAAUUCACCUAGUGCUUUAGCAAUAGUGUAUCUAAGAUUCUUGUUUAGCAAAUUAUUAGUUAUUGAAGCUAACAUUUCAGUUAGCCCACUGCUGGCAAUAACUGAUUUUAUUGCAACCAUGUACUGUCCAACAACCAUGACGGCCAUUUUGAAAUACAAGAUGAAGAAAAUAUGAUGCUAAUGUCUCAAAAUACGUAAGCUAUUUGACAGCAAAUACAUUCAUCUAAUUGGUGAUUUUAGUACAAAAAGACACAAUGGCGGUCAUCUUGAAAAAUCUAUUUUAAAAAAAUUAUUAUCAGUAAAUAUGGGUUCAUUUAUACAUGAUCUGACACCAAAGUAUGCAUCAGUAAUAAAUAUUUUCAGCUUUAGUGAAAAUUUUUUUAUUGACAACAGUGGUGGCCAUCUUGAAAGAUGGCAGCCAUCUUGAAUUUUUCAGCGGCAUUUUUUGUUAUUUUGUUUUUUUCGAAGAAGCAAGCCCAGGUAACAUCUGUGCCAAGUUAGAUUGUAGCAUCCGCAUGUUACCUGUUACUCUGUGGCGUUUUCACUGGGCGGAGAACCCGGCCGUCCAGAACCGCCCAAAGGUUCUGUUGGAUCCACAGAAGGAACAGAAGGUCCAUUUGAGUUUUAGCUAGUUUGGCUUUCUGUAGAACAGAACUGACCUGUUCACACCUGCAGGUUUUCUAGAAGGUUCUGCUGAGAACAGCUGGUUCUGACUCUCCCGAGCCGUUCAGAACCAGAACCUGCUGCUUCUCAGGUAGAUUUAAACGGACCGGCCGGACCGCCAGGCUGAAUGUGCUAACAGUUCUUUGGUUCUUUGUUCCAUGGAGAUCGGGUUCGAUCCAGAGUGUUGAAUCGGAUCUCCCAUGUGGCGUUUCUUCCUCGGACUGAUAGUUUCUAUGGAGCAGUCGGUACCGGCGGAUCAAUUCCAUGGUUCUAACAGAACCGCUGACUCCAGCUGAUGGCCUGGAGUCCAUCCAGCCCACCAGCCUUCUCCUGGACUGCCUUCAGGACUGUUCCUUAGGCAGGAUACUCGCCUCUUCCUCCUGUCCGGUUCAGUUUCUUUGACUCAAACUGCUCUGACAGACAGAAACCAGAACACCACCAUUGGUUCUGGUUCUGUUUGGACCAGCUGGUUCUGCUCCGUAUCGGUAUGAUGUUGGACUGAGCUCUCGUGGAUUUUUCUCUGGAUAGAAACUUUUUCACAGCCGGAAACUCAGGGGAACCGGAGACUGGAUCGACCAGAACCGAAUCAUCUCAGACCCAAACUGAUUCUGGAUCAGACUGGAAUCAAACCGGGUCAGACUAGAACCAGAAUACAACCAGACUGAAACCCAACUGCAGCAUGCCUGGUUUAGGCUGCAACUGGACCGGAACCAGAACGGAGACCAACUGGUCCUGUAGUGACUCCAUCGGGUCAAAGUUCCUUUCACCGUUUUCCUGCCUCCAUCGCUCAUUUUCUAAAUGUAUUCCUGUGGCCUUAAACCCUGCAGGGGAUCAUGGGAGAUGUAGUUCAGUUGAGAUGUGAGCCAUCUGAGAGUUCUGACCUGUUAAUGUGCUAAAAUAAAAUCUAUAAAGUGAA
Molecule: messenger RNA, 4167 nt
Organism: Xiphophorus maculatus (southern platyfish)
Lineage: Eukaryota; Metazoa; Chordata; Actinopteri; Cyprinodontiformes; Poeciliidae
Gene: plekho1b
Product: pleckstrin homology domain-containing family O member 1-like
Exons: 6
Coding region: 295-1440 (381 amino acids)
Biological process (GO): regulation of myoblast fusion
Cellular component (GO): muscle cell projection membrane; ruffle membrane
Source: RefSeq, a predicted model, not a curated record